AUGGCAGCAUUUCCAUUAAACGUUAUCUCCAUGGUUGAAAAUGUUCUUCAUAAGUAUGACGAAAGAUUAGACCAAAGAUUAGACGAAAGAUUAAGCGACAAUCACUUCGCAUCAAGGAAGGCCAAAGAAGCUUCCUUAAGAAGAAAUGAAGCUGCCAAGUGGCUGCGAAAUAUGGUUGGAACGGUUGGUGGUAGGGACUUGCCGGCUGAGCCUUCCGAAGAAGAUUUCAUGGCGGCGUUGCGCAACGGGAUCAUCCUCUGCAGUGCUCUUAACAAAAUCCAACCUGGUGCCAUACCCAAGGUGGUUGAAGCCCCCAGUGAUGCUGAUGUUCUUCCUGAUGGGAAAGCACUAUCUGUGUAUCAAUACUUUGAAAAUGUGAGGAACUUUCUUGUUGCUCUUGAGAGAUUGGGGCUUCCCACUUUUGAAACUUCUGAUUUGGAACAGGGAGGGAUAUCUUCUAGGGUAGUAAAUUGUAUUCUAGCACUCAAGUCAUACAAUGAAGGGAAAUUGAUAACCAAUGGUUUGUGGAGAUAUGGUGGGAAUGCAAGAGCUUCUAAUCUUAUUAAACCAGUUAUGAGUAAGGACCCAGAACCACUCAAGGAGUCUUUCUCAAGUGCCAAUAGUGAUCCUAGCCACGAGCACUGCGAGGAGCAGAACAAAAUAACUCAAGAAUAUAAGCCAUCAUCUGAAGCACAUCAUUCGGGUUUAAAGCCUGCUUCUGAUGACGAAGAGAUGGUUGACAAUGAAGAUGUGGAGGCUAAACAAGAGAAAUGUGAUAAUGUGAAGUACAAUGCCGGUGAAGAACGAAGCAGCAAGCAUUUGAAGCAGCUAGAGUUAGAUCAACAGCAAAAGGAAAGUAGCGAGUUUCAGAAGCAACAAGAUUUAGUUGAACAGGAAAAUGAAAAAAACAAGAUUUUGAAGCAGCAACUUUUAGCUCAAAUUGAAAACAAAAGAAGUGAGCUUUUGAAGCAGCAACAAUUAAUUCAACAGGAAAACGAAAGAAGCAUGCUUUUGAAGCAACAAGAGUUGGCUCAACUAGAAAACAAAAGAAACGAUCUUUUGAAGCAGCAACAAUUAGUUCGAGAAGAAAGUGAAAGAAGUGAGGUUUGGAAGCAACAACAGUUAGCUCAACUGGAAAAUGAAAGAGUCGAACUUACGAAGCAACAACAGAUAGUUCAACAGGAAAAUGAAAGAAGCGAGCUUCUGAAGCAGCAACAAUUAGCUCAACUGGAAAAUGAAAGAAUGCAGCUUUUGGAGGAACAUCAGUUAGUUCAACAACAGAAAAAUGAAAGAAUCAACCUUUUGAAGCAGCAACUAUUAUCUCAACAGGAAAAGGAAAGAGUCCAACUUCUGAAGCAGCAACAGUUAGUUGAACAGCAUAAGGAAAGCAUUCAGGAGUUGAAAAGUAUGGUAUAUCAAACAAAAACAGGAAUGGAAUUUCUGCAAAAGAAACACCAGGAAGAGAUAAUUCAUCUAGGUAAGCAGCUGCAUAGCAUAGCUUCUGCUGCUUCAGGAUAUCAGCGAAUUCUUGAAGAAAACCGCAAGCUAUACAAUCAAGUGCAAGACCUAAAAGGAAAUAUCAGGGUAUACUGCAGAGUUAGGCCUUGCCAUCAUAAUCAAACCAGUGUGGGUAACAUAGAUGAAGGUAGCAUCUCACUCAUAAUACCUUCCAAGAAUGGGAAAGAUGGGAAGAAGACAUUUACUUUCAAUAGAUGUUUCGGUCCUAAUGUGACUCAAGCGGAGGUUUUUGCCGAUACUCAACCUCUGAUACGUUCAGUUCUGGAUGGCUACAAUGUCUGCAUAUUCGCCUACGGUCAGACAGGUUCAGGAAAAACACACACAAUGUCUGGACCAAACAAUCCCACUGAAGAAACAGUAGGUGUUAACUACCGGGCACUUCGAGAUCUUUUCCUUAUCUCAGAACAAAGGAAAGACACCAUUCACUAUGACAUCAGAGUUCAAAUGCUUGAGAUCUAUAAUGAGACAGUUAGAGACCUCCUAUCAACAGAUGGUGUUCAAAAAAGAUUAGAAAUCCGUAACAGUUCUCUGAAUGGAAUUAACGUGCCAGAUGCAAAUCUUGUUCCGGUUCAAUCGACUGCAGAUGUCUUAAGUCUAAUGGACCUGGGAUUUAAGAAUCGUGCUGUUAGUGCUACUGCGAUGAAUGAUCGCAGUAGUCGUUCUCACAGCUGCCUUACAGUUCAUGUUCAUGGAAAGGACCUUACCUCCGGAAAAACAAUUCGUGGUUCUAUUCAUUUAGUUGACCUGGCUGGAAGUGAAAGGGUUGAUAAAUCUGAGGUCACAGGAGACAGACUGAAGGAGGCUCAACAUAUCAACAAGUCACUUGCUGCUUUGGGAGAUGUUAUAUCUUCUCUUGCCCAAAAGCAACAACAUAUUCCAUACAGGAACAGUAAACUUACUCAGCUACUUCAAGAUUCUCUAGGAGGGCAAGCAAAAACUUUAAUGUUUGUUCAUAUUGCUCCGGAGCAAGAUGCUCUUGUAGAAUCAAUUAGUACGUUGAAGUUCGCCGAAAGGGUAUCCACUAUUGAACUUGGUGCUGCCAAAGUUAACAAAGAUAGUGCAGAUGUGAAAGAGCUUAAAGAACAGAUUGCUAAUUUGAAGGCAGCCUUAGCACAGAAGGAUGAAGAAGCAGAACAGUUUCAACAUCCUCCAAGUAGCAAGUCUGAUUUGUCAGUGUUGAAAUCUCAAUUGUCUUCUACUACAGUUAGUUCUAAGUCCGGAAGUCGCAAGAUACCCAGAGAUGAUUCCGCUAGUAGCUUGGAGGUAUGA
Arachis duranensis is the source of this 2787-nucleotide messenger RNA. RefSeq names its product kinesin-like protein KIN-14F. Bases 1 to 2787 code for a protein of 928 amino acids. NCBI's taxonomy places the organism in Eukaryota, Viridiplantae, Streptophyta, Magnoliopsida, Fabales, Fabaceae. The record is from RefSeq and is a predicted model, not a curated record. The transcript has 15 exons. Gene Ontology annotation, molecular function: ATP binding; microtubule motor activity; microtubule binding. Gene Ontology annotation, biological process: microtubule-based movement.